Frankliniella occidentalis (western flower thrips) is the source of this 9510-nucleotide messenger RNA. It is a transcript of the gene htt, whose product is annotated as huntingtin. The coding region runs from base 129 to 9224 and encodes 3031 amino acids. Lineage: Eukaryota; Metazoa; Arthropoda; Insecta; Thysanoptera; Thripidae. The transcript is spliced from 49 exons. Gene Ontology annotation, cellular component: nucleus; cytoplasm. The record is from RefSeq and is a predicted model, not a curated record.
UCAACAUAAUGUCAACACAAUCUGCAAGGCGCUGAUUCAUAAUGUCGUACAUAUUGAUAUUAACAACACUUACCUAUGUUUGACAUGAAUGAAAUUCAACUCUAGUUUAAUACUUUGUAUUAUUUUAAAUGGCAACGCUCGAGAAGCUCAUGAAAUCAUGGGACGCUUUAAAGCACUUGCCUGUCCACAUUACCGAAGAAAUCUCCCCAAGACGAAAAGAAAAAAUAGCCUUAUGUGUUACAACAGCAGACACAUUUUGCUCCAUAUCAGGGCUGAAAACAGGAGGUGUCAAUAUAAUGGUGUUAAGUUUUGCAGUUGAAUCAUUGUUACAAUUGUGCAAUGACCCAGACUCAGAUGUUCGCAUGACUGCUGAUGAGAGUCUCAACCGGAUAAUCAGGCAAGCUAUUAUGGACAGCAAUGUAAUGAAAGUACAGGUAGAACUUCACAAAGAAAUCAAGCGUAAUGGAAAUGCUCGUAGCUUGAGGGCUGCCCUCUGGAGAUUUGCGUACCUCAGUCACAUGAUUAGGCCACAAAAGGGUAAACCAUAUGUAAACAAUUUGAUGCCAUGCCUUAUGCAGAUUAGUAAAAGAAACGAAGAAUCUGUACAAGAAACUCUUGCCACUGCAAUGCCUCAAAUAUUUAAGGCACUUGGUCUUUUUACUUCUGACAAAGAUGUGAAGGAACUCCUGAAAGCAUUUCUCCAAAAUCUGUCAUCAGAAUCAGCCCAAGUUCGGAGAACAGCAGCAACUUGUAUAGUGAGCAUAUGUCUGAAUUGCCGCAAACCUAAAGUAUUUUUAAUGGAGACUUUAAAUACUCUUGUUGAUUCUGUGGUUCCUAUCAAGGAAAAUCAAGCAGUUUCAGAAAUUCUUGGAUUGUUAGGCUGCUUAAGAGCAGUUUUACCCCAUUUUACUAAUUAUGAUGAGGAACAAACUGGGCAAGGCGAACUUCAAGGAAGUUUUGGUGUUAGGAGAGGUCAUAAUCGUGCUUCAUACAGUAUAGAUUACAUGAUUCAAGUAUAUGAACUUAGCAUCUAUUUCUCCAAACAUACUGAUCAUAAUGUAGUCAAUGCAUCUUUGGAACUACUGCAUCAACUCCUUACCUCACCUCCUACUGGUCUUGUGUCAAUUCUUCUUUCGCCACAUGGAAUCUCUCGGUCACAAAUUGUAGCUUCUCCUUGUGAACCAUCUAACAUACAACGCCGUUCCCUAAGUCAGAUUAGUGUGGCAGGUUCAAUUGCACCUUGCGAUGAAAACUCUCUAUUAGAUCUUGACUCAGAUUUACCAACUGCCAUGUCAGAUGCUGUAUCUGCUCCUUUAUUAGAGAAAUGGGUUCAAGAUGGGUCUGGAAUGUCACUGGAAACAAAUAAGGCCAUUUCUUGUACUCCAAAGGCAAAUGUGGCCAGGCUACAACUCUUAGAUGCAGCAGAUCCAUGUGAACCUGAUUUGCCCCCAAUUCCAGAAAGGGAUUGUGUAACUUCUGCUGGUGAUGUACACUCCACCGACUCCUCACCAGAUGAUGUUAGAGAAACUUAUUUGCUUGAAUGUCUAGAGCAGGAAAUUGAGAUGAAUAAGGAAAUCACUCCACCCCCUUCUGUAAGUGGAAUUUCACUAUCAAGUCCAUCACCAGGUGCUCAUCGAACUGAAAUAAAGUAUCAGGUGUGUGAUAUUGGAUCUUUGACAGAUGGCUCCAUUCCUUUAGUUUAUUGUGCACGCCAUCUUGCAACCUCCUUUCUGUUGACUGGUCACCCGGGCUACAGAAUGCCCGACCGCAAUGUUCGAGUUAGUGUUAAAGCCCUUGCUCUCAAUUGUGUUGCGGCAAUUGUAAAACUUCAUCCGAAUGUGUUCCAACUUUAUUUAGACAAGGAUCCUAUAUCUCCUUCACGUCGCUCAUCAACAGGUGGGAACUCUUCACAGCCCUUGUGUGAGCUGCUUCUGUUCACUAAACAUACAGACCCCCAGCUACGAGCAAUAUGCUGUGCACUUCUGGCAGCCUUGGUCCGUUCAGUUUUGGUUCAAUCUGGGGGUAACUGGCAAAGCUGGCAACGCAAAGCUGACGCCAAGGUAGCUGCUUGCCUGGCCCUUCCCCGGCUUAUGCAGUAUCUCAUUCAGGGCUUAGAGGAUGAGUCUUCAACUACAUGCCGUCAAACUCUUGUAGCUCUAUCGCAAUGUUUUUCUGAGCUUCUCAAGAGUAGGGACAGUCAGGAGAUUUUCCCAAUUUUACCAGUUCUCUGUAGACUAGCCCAAAACCCUUAUUGGCUUGUAAAGGUAAAACUCUUAGAGCUAGUCAGUGACCUUCAAUAUGUUGUGAUUCACUAUGUAACUGGUUCAUCAACUUUCCAAGACAAAAUUUUCCAUGAAGUACUGCUUGACCUCCUGAAGGAUGAUGACAAUAGAGUUCGUCACGCUGCUGCUGAAGCCAUUGUGAGAAUCAUUCCAAAUCUCUUUUACCCUGUGGACCGUCAUAAUGUUAAUGAAGUUAUAACUGCUGCUAGUGACAUGAGUGACGCACAGCUUCACAAAUUGUUGGAGGAUUCGGAACCUCUAUCAUCAUCAACUUAUGGAAGAAGUUUCCAAAAAAUUCCUCGUUUGGAUAAUCUUACUCCACCAUUUAAUGCUUGGAAUAAAGCUGGUCCUAAGGCAGAAGAGGGUUUCAGUGUACAAUCAGCUCUAUCAAGAGUUGUUGAUACUCUUUCGCUUUUAUUACUGGAGUCAUCAUCAAAAUAUCUGACAAUGGGAUGCUGUGAAACGCUUUCUCUAUUGGCAGAGAGAUAUUCUCCAGCUACGCAUAUGAAGAGCUGGAAUUGUAUAAUCUGUACUCUUUCUGCUCCAAAACUAAGUUCUAAACGUGAAUUUAAGCGAAUAUUCAGUGAUGGUUCUACUGGAAGCAGCUUUUCAGCUGCAAGUGGUCUGCUGCAAAAUGUUUUGUCACUUUUACUGACUAAUCCCUCCACUCUUGAACUGGGAGCACAACAGUGGCUGAAUACCCUUACAGGAAAUUUAUUUUGUGGUGUAGCUUUAGCAAAUAUGCACCCUGUAGAAAACCCACCUCCUGGAGUGAAAUUGGAAUCUAAUUCUCAUUCAAAUCAAUUAUGGUCCAUGUUUAAGGACAAGCAGGUCAGCAUUUCUGCGGAGUCACUUCUACUCCAUGUAAUGCGCACAUUAAGUAUAAUUUCACAUAUUCUUGAGGACUCUCAACCCACAGCAUCAGGCAAUAAACCUGGACUUCCCUCUCUCUCUCCCAUUAAACGACAUGGUAGUAGUGUAGGAAAAACCUCAACAAUUCCAGGUGAUCUGUCAGCAGAUGUUAAGAGUGGGCGAGGAAUGUCACCCAUAAAAAAUAUUAUUCACGGUGAAAAGGAAGAAAAAACUGAGGAGAGAAAAAGCAGUAAGAGUUCGCCAUUUGGCUCGUUUGUAAACAAUCAGCAUUAUGUAAAACUUUUUGAGCUUUUACGGUCAUCUUAUACAAACUACAAGACAUCCCUUGAAACUGAUAUGUGUGACAAAUUUGUGGGACUAGUCAGCUCAACUCUCAAAGUUCUUUCUCAGCUCUUAGAAGUAAUGACUCUCAAUGAAGCAGGGAGAAUUGCCGAAGAACUUUUGUUGUAUUUGAGGAGUACCAUGAGCCUGUCACCAGCUGCUACUGUUCAUUGUGUCAGUCAGUUGCUCAAAUGUGUGGUUGGUAUGAACUUAGUAUCUUUUUGGGAUAAUUUUAAGUCAGAAGAUGGACCUCUUCAACAAGUACCUAGUGUAGGGAAUCUUAAUGAUAAAUGCAGUGGCUAUUUUUCUGUGAGUUUUCAAGAGCCGUACAGGCAACUCAGUCAAUUUCUUGCUGCUGCAUCUGCUACUAAGUCACAAAAUUUGGAGACUUUACAUGCUACUAUCUUAAAUAAAAAUCUUCGCCAUCAAAGUGACUCCAAACUUGCCUGCAAAAUGGCUGACACAACUUUCCUUGCAUCAUAUAUUCGUCUCUUUGAGCCAAUGGUCAUAGAAUCUCUUCAGCAAUAUACUGUUACCAGUGAUGUCCAGCUGCAAGUUAAAGUGUUGUCUUUACUAACUCAGCUUGUCCAGCUAAGAGUGAAUUAUUGUCUACUUGAUUCUGAAAUGGUAUUCAUUGGAUUUGUGCAAAAACAAUUUGAGUUCAUUGAAGAGGGACAAAUUCUAAAUGCAGAAGACCUUAUAAUGUGCAUAUUCCAUUUUAUGGUAUUACUCUCCUUUGAAAAGCAUCAUUCCAAGUCCAUAACCAGUAUACCAAAAGUUAUACAGCUAUGCGAUGGGUUAAUGGCAAGUGGACAAAAUCCUCUAACACACUGUAUUCCUGCACUUCUACCAGUAGUAGAGCAUGGUUUCAUAUCCAAGGCAUCUUUAAGCUCUGGAACUAUUGACGCUGAGGAGCUGGAAACUCAGAGAGAAGUAAUGGUAGCCAUGUUGUUAAGACUAGUUGAAUACCACCAGGUUAUGAAACUUCUUAGCAUCGUCCUUGUAGAAUGCAGAACUUGGCCGGAGGGUGAAGAGCGCUGGAGACGCUGGUCUCGUCAAGUGUGCGAUGCUAUUUUAGGUUUAUUAACAUGUGGCCGAUUAAAAUUGGACUCUUGUGAUGCCCAAAAGGCACUCCAUCAGUUAUUGUUGCAUAGCUUAGCACCGAGUGUUUUCAUGCCAGUUGAUCCACUGCUGAAAGUUCUUUUUUCUCCUCCCCCACAAUCUGAUAGUUCAAUACGUUCAGUCAUUAGGUGGCUUGGAACUAUUUUGGCAGUCACAUUAGUUCUUGUUGCUCAAGGAAAGGAGGAUGCUACUCUUGCUAGGCUUGAGGAACUUGAGAUUGUCCUACCAGCUCUGUUUUUACGAGGAAAUGCUGUUCACUUAGUUAGCCCUGAUCCCUUAAAUGUUGCUGCGAUUGCUACAACACCCCUAACAUCAAGCACACCUGAACUUACCUUUGCAAGAUUGGUUUUAAGAGUAAUAGGACUUGUUGGAGAAAAGAUAGAUAGUAUUGUUAUGGAUCCUGCUUCAUCUCCUGACUUGCUUAAAGACUGUCACUACCUUGAAGAGCUCUUAGCACACUUUUUGCUGGUUUGCAUUCACAUGUUUCAAUCAGGAAGCCACAGAAAAAUUGGUCGUGCUGCUGUUGAGUUGGUGGCAGGACAUGCUACUGAAGACAGUCUUCUUUUAGAGGAUGCAAAUGCAGUAUUCCUUGAGCUUGCAUCUACCUGUCCUCUCUUAAUGUUUUUGUGGUGCUACUUACUGACUCUUUUGAACUAUGGCAAUCAUGCAUUUUGGGCAAGAGUUCUUCCAUCAAUAGCUAAAGACUCCUCUAAAAAAGAUGAAUGUAAGCCAUGUCUUACAAGUAACAGUAUAAAUGUGGAACUUGUUCGUACAGGUGCCAUAAUUGUUUACUGUGAUUUUAUGUGUGAGAACUCUUGUGAAUCUGAGCAAUUAGUUUGGUUUUUAAAAAGCCAAAUGUUGAAUAUUGUUGAGCUAAGUUCAGAGUUUCCAGUUCAACAAUUAAUUGCCGUCUUGCAUCGAAGCCCUGAACACAGUAGUUUGAUGCUGGAGGCUGUAAAAGAAAAUUUCUUCCCUCCAAAUAAGGCUAAACCCAUUAUAGGUCUUUUGAAGUGCUUGGAGGGUGUACAUCCCUCAUGUAGGGGGUCUCUAUUACUCCUGCUUGCAGAACAUUAUGUUGGUCAUGCACAUCCUGCAGUGGCUCGACGAGCUGCUCAACUGUGUACUCGUCAGGCUGAGUACUUACUCACUCUACCAUCAGCUCAAGUUAGUGAGCAGCUCACACGAGAACAGUUACGUGAUAUCUUACAUUCAUUUCGCCAUUCUUGUUUGGACAGAAAGCAAAGUGGUUUGGUCAGUAUCCUGAACAAGCUAGGAUCACAGUGUUUGGCAUUAUCACCUCUUGAAUCAGAUCAAGUUCGUCCUCUCUCACCUGUGUCAUUACAGAACCUUAAAUUAGACAAAGAAUGGUAUCUCAGUCAGGUCAGAUUAAGAUGUAGUCAAGCAUCUUGUACUGGAGUCGCAGUAGAAGAGUCAACUCACCUCCUUGGUCGUCUCGACCUUGAAGAUGCUGUGUCUGUUCUGAGUAGCCCAGACACUCACCUUUCCAUUUUACAACUUUGCUUUCGUCAUGGUACCCAUCAGACCCUCCAGGCUUCUAUUCUUUUGGAACAUAAGAGAAAUAUUGAAGACAUGUUAUCUCCUUUAUACCGUGCUUCUAGAAUGGUGCUCAUGCAAAGGGUUCACCAUCUGACUGAACUUGUACCUAAAGACCAUCAGGUAUUUCUGCCUGUUGGACGUCCUCCAACAAAUGCAGAACAGGCAUAUUCACAGACUCUGUUGAAAAUUUUGGCAAAUGAUUUGAAAAUUGACUCUUUGUUCUGCAUAGCAGCAGCUGUAAGCAGUUAUGUUUAUUCGCUUGAUAAACUGGGCGGAGUUGUACCAUCGGAAGCUGCUGAGGAUCUCGUGACUUUUGCAAUUCUAUGUUUAGAGGCAAUACACAGUCAGUUUUCUCAAAGUGCUGAGCGAUCUACUAUCAAGGCUGAGAGGUUAAGGUCAGAUAAGAAAAAUAAAUCUUUGUCUGUUGAUACACAUGAUCCUCCUAGUGCUUUGAAUUUUGGAAGAGGAACUCUUAUUUCACCAAUGGAUAAAAAAUUCCGUGCCCCUCAGCCUCACUGUUUGGAGCUAGGCUUAGCGUGUGCAAGUCGGGUGCUCUGUGAACCUACUCUUGGUGCUAUAUUAGAGCAUCCAAAGUAUUCCACCCGGCUUGCCUCUGCCUGUUCUGCAAUUUCUGCUAUUGUUCACUUUGCCACGCUAGGGGAGCCACUUCCUCUUAUAUCCAAUGAUGGAUUAAAUGAAGCUCUUUCAAAACCAGAAGCUCUAAAUAUUGCACAUGCUUGUCAUCAAAUAUCGAUUCUUGUCACAUGGCUUGAGAAACAUUGUUUUAACCGUGUAUGCCAAAAUAUUCCACCUUUUCUGUCUGCCCCAAUUAAAAAACUAAUUGUUCAACUAUCAAGGACAUCUCCUUUGAAUUCAUAUGUAUUGACCCCCCCUGAAGUAUGGAAACAUGGUUGGACUGUCACUCUUAAAGGCCCUUAUAACACUCAAGUUCCUCCCUUACCCACUGAGUUUUUGCAAGACAUUGAUAUUCUCCGACAGUUCAUAUUUAGAGUGAUUUUGUUAGGCUGGACAAGCCGACAGCAGUUUGAAGAGACAUGGAUGUCUUUAUUGAGUGUAUUAAGUGCUGAUUCAAGCAAUGAAAAUAUGCCGUCUGAAGAUGUAGCAAUUGAAACUGAAGCUAGCAGUGCCGUUAUAGAGGCAAUUACUGCUCUCCUGCUCCAGACCUUAUCAUUGCCUACACCUGGUAAUCCCAGUGUUGGUCAGCUUAUGCACUGUCCCAGAGAUAUUUCUUUUCAGUUCACUUCCAACAGUCCGGCUGGGAAACUUCAUGCUAUUCAGCAGAUCCUUCUUUGGAAAGAGGAAGGACUUCAUGGCAAGAAACAUUUCUCUGUAUUUGAUCGGCCCAACCUAGAACACUUUGUUUCUCUAAAGCGGUUUCGCUAUGGGCAGGUUUCUGUCGAGUAUCUCCAGUAUGCUCUAGAGAGAUCUCAGGACGGUGUAUGUAAAAAGCAAUUUUCUACUUCAGUCAUUGAAACAUUUAUGAAGAGGUAUACAGCUUUAGAAACCAGUGGAGUAGAUGUCAAUUCUUGUUUAUACUUUCUUUUGGAUUUGUGUACUCAAUGGACUCAACCUCAGCUUUCAGGCAUGUCUGGUUCUAGUCGCCCUUUACAUGAAGUUUUAUGUUCAGUCUUAGCAGUUUCUGAUUUGUUCACUGAACAGUCACAAUGGCAAUGGCUACUUCAGACAUGUUUAGAACUGACAAAAAGUCAGCCUGUAGAGGAUGAUAUAUUGCAGCAAUAUGUUAUUUUAGGUCAAUGUAAAGCCUGUGCUGUUCUCCAGCCUGACAUUGCUGUUUAUGAUCGCAUCAUGCGCACACUUGACAUGACUCUCCGUUCAAGUUUUGUACCUACUGUAACAGCCUCACUUCAUGGGCUGAUUUACAUGCUGCAAGGCUGUCUACUGGCUGAACGAGAAAGAGACACUGAGAAACCUGAUGGAGGAGACAAUGAUGCAAUUCUGAGUGGACAAGAGUUUCCGUCUUCUGCUGAUCCAAGUCUGCUUGAGACUACUCGCAAUGUUGUUAUAUUAGUAGCAGAAUAUAUUAGCAAAAAACUAGUGUCUAAUUCUAAUUUGAGUGUGAAUGAGGAGCCAAACAUUAUUCUUUGGUCCUUGGCUUUUCAUCUAUUGGAUAACUUCAGUCGAUGUAAGAUCGAUGCACUAGAACAAGCUGUUUCAAUUAUUUUACCUCAAGCAAUAACUUUUGCUAAUCCGAAUAGUAGGAUAUCACCGACCCUUCAGCGUUUAAUUCUGCAGGGUCUUGAGAGAUUGGUUGUCUCACAAUCAGGGGCACUCUCAGUCCGUACCCUAGAUCAGAUUACAACUUUGGUUGUAGAAAGCAUUGCUGAUCCUAAUCCUGGAGUGUUUUUCAAUUAUUUGCAACUUCUGUUGUCUUGCAUGUAUAUGGGGCAUGAAGGACAAACUAUGGUGAGCAAAACUAAUACUGGAAUUAGCGAAAUUGAGAAACAAUUAAAACCCACCGACCCUGAACAACUUAUUUUGGCUAUGGAGAAAACAUCAGCUCUUUUUGACAGAAUUAAAAAAGGUUAUCCCCAAGAAGUGGAAUUAGUGUGUUCUGUUCUGCCCAACCUCUUAACUGACUUCUUCCCAGCCUCAGAAGUAUUAACCAAAGUAGUUGGUGAAUUUCUUUCGCAGCAGCAACCUCAUCCAAGACUUCUGGCAGGUGUUGUUUUUCAGGUUUUUGAGUGUGCUGUGGCCCAGUCACAGCUUAGCCUUUUACAAGAGUGGCUUGUUUUGUCACUAUCAAAUUUUACACAGACUCUGCCAGUUCCUAUGGCAACUUGGUGCCUCACCUGUUUUUUCAUAAGUGCAUCCUGUAACCCUUGGCUACGAGCACUUUUCCCCCAUGUGCAGUCUCGGAUUGGACGAUGUGAAUAUGAAGAUCGAAAACUUCUUUGUCUUUCUGCUGCUGACUUUUACCAUCAGCUGACCUGUGAUAUCCAAAAGAAAAAAUUUCUGUCUACAUUCCAGUCAGCUGCUAGUAAGGAACCCAGCUCCCCAUAUUCAGAAAUUCUCUCCAGUUUGAGCUAGCGAGUAUAGUUUAGAUUGUGUGAAGUGAAAUAGCUGACAGCUCUUCACACAUGGUGAUACAUAGAUAUAUAGACUUAAGCUUAUUUUUUAAAAAGUGAGCAAAUGCUUGUACAUAUUUUAAUCCUUUAUCCUUCAGUCUCCUAGAUUAGUAUGUGGAUUUAGACCACUGAAGGUUAUGCAAUUGUAUUAAAAAUUAAAUGGAGAUGCAAAGACAAUCAUUCAAAUUGCUGUUGAUGUGGCCAAUGAUGUAUUGCCAAAUAAAAGAAAGUGGUAUGCUGGAAAAAAA